GCACGCUUUAACUCAGCGUCACGCGGAGACGGGCGGCACAGAGGGAGCGGGAAUUUCCGGCUGCUCCACAACCGCGAGCAGGCGCGGGGUGUCGCCAAGAUGGCGGGACCUCCUGGCCGCCAGGGGGCGCUGCGGCAGCCUGGCUCAGCGGGGCCGAGCGGAGGCAAGCUGCGAUUGGCUGCGCGGGUCAUGUGAGGCGGAGGCCGUGCCGUUGACAAUAAACAUGGAGUCGAUAUUCCACGAGCGGGUGAGUGAGCGGUCGCGGUGGGUCCGGCGUUUCGAUGAGGCGUCCCGCAUAUGCAGCGCCUUCGGUCGUCUGGCAGGGUGGAAGCGGAGAUGUCCUCCGCAGGGACUUCUCGCGUUGGGCUCUCCGUAGCAGUUGUUGGGUACGCUCAGCAAGAAGGCUCAUUAUGUGCUCAGCACUGUCUGAAUAAUUUGCUGCAAGGAGAGUACUUUAGUCCUGUUGAGUUAUCCUCCAUUGCACAGCAGUUGGAUGAGGAAGAAAGAAUGAGAAUGGCAGAGGGAGGAGUGUCUAGCGAAGAAUAUAGAACAUUUUUACAGCAGCCUUCUGUAAACAUGGAUGACAGUGGAUUCUUCUCAAUUCAAGUUAUAAGCAAUGCCUUGAAAGUGUGGGGUUUAGAACUAAUCCUCUUCAACAGUCCAGAGUAUCAGAGGCUUGGGAUCGACCCUAUAAAUGAAAAAUCAUUUAUUUGUAAUUAUAAGGAACACUGGUUUACAGUUCGAAAGUUAGGAAAACAGUGGUUUAACUUGAACUCUCUCUUGAUGGGUCCAGAGCUAAUAUCAGAUACAUAUCUUGCACUUUUCUUGGCACAAUUACAACAGGAAGGUUAUUCCAUAUUUGUAGUAAAAGGUGACCUGCCAGACUGUGAGGCUGAUCAGCUGUUGCAGAUGAUUCGAGUUCAGCAGGUGCAGCGACCAAAACUAAUUGGAGAAGAGACUGCGCAGUCAAGAGACCAGAGGCUACCUAGAAGUGAUGUGGACCAAGCGAUAGAAGUUAGCCAUCCUUUUGAUGGGACAAGCAUGUUAGAUGAAGAUGAGGAGAAUUUUCAAAGAGCUCUGGCUUUAAGUAGGCAAGAAAUUGAUAUGGAAGAUGAAGAAGCUGAUCUUCGUAGGGCCAUUCAACUCAGCAUGCAAGGUAGUCGUCAAAAUGAGUUCUCAAACUCAUUACCACAGAAUGCUUCUCAGCCACCACACAGCAGUCAGACAGACUCUCCUUCAGAAGAUCUGCGCAGGAGAAGACAAGCAUAUUUUGAAAAGCAGCAACAGCAGAUAGAACAGCAGGAUCUGACCCUGAACCUACAUGAUAAACCAACUAUAAACUCAAGCACUCUGGAAGCUGAUCCAGGAGGUGAUAUGAGUGAGGAGGACAUGCUUCAAGCAGCUAUGAAUAUGUCGCUGGAAUCUGCUAGAAACCACUUGAGUACAGAAGAGAAGAAAUGACAUCGUAAUUUUUCCCCUCUAUUGUCAAAACACUACGUCUCUGUUACAAUUUUACUGUGUGGAUGUUGCACAAGCUGGGUUCAUUUCAGAGUUCUGGAAGCAGGAAUGAAAGGUUGGCUGGAGCUCAGAGUUUAGAGGGAAUCUGCAAAUAUGAAAAGUUUGCACUAAUUUAGAAAACCAUAGCACUCCUACUACAAGAGUAACAGUAUUGAAGUUACUUACGUUACUCUUGAUCAAACAUGCACAUGUAGCAGCUGUAACUUGCAUUAAAAAAGUUUGUUUUGAAAAAUUCUAUGGAGAACACAAAAAGUGCCAAAAAUUGGUAUCAACCACUUUUUUUCCAUACUAAUACAAAAAUAGAUAGAAGUAAUAAAUUGUAUUCAUAAGUUGCUAGAUAUAAGAAAAUACUUCAAAUGGGGAAAAAAAAAAACAACCAACUAGAUUCUGUUUAUCUUAGGUAACUUGUUCUGUGAUUUGUUCUUCAAAUGACUUGAUGUCAACUUUUUGGUCCUGCUGUCCGCUUUUGAAAUGACCCACCCUGCAGGAGAAACCUAAAUCUGUAAAUGUAUUGCUUGGCAAUUAAACAGAAAAUCUCCAGUGUACUGUAGAUCAUGACAUUCACUGAAAGAUUCCAGAGUGCUUCUGAUGUUCUAACACUUUCUGGUUUUACUUUUAGUUUUACUUGUAGUUUCAAAGUUCGUGCUUGAGGUAGGAUUUUUGCUUUGCCAUUUUGUCUUUUUGUAAAUAACUUUUUUUUAAUGCUAGGUUUGGUUUUUUUUUUUUUUAAUACUCCUUCUGGUUAUACCACUGUUUUUAUCAUGAAAGUAUCACAAUGGGUUAAACAGGUUUUUCUUUUAUAUUUCUACUGUUAUCUUUUCCUCUUCAACCCUUAAUUCUGGCCUUUCAGUAUCAUAGAGCUGUAACUGAGUCUAGGAGAAAGGAAAAUGGGGAAGAUCUGGGUGCCAUAAAAUCAAUGCCACAUAAGUUGCAUUCCUGCAGUCUACAAUGACCUCUGUGCAAGUAGCUCUUCUAAGAAUGAAUAUUUAUGUCUGUGUGGGUGCUCUUUCUGAAAUGCUUUUUGACUGUCUGUCAGAAUGUUGUAGCUUUUUCAGGAAUGGCCUUUACUCAUGCACCUUAAAAUUUUUUUAUCAUGCUGUUUCUGAUGCUGAGGAAAAAAAAAUCCAACACAAAACAGGGAGCAAAGGAUGGGAGAGAGAUUAUUCUAUUUGUUGUAGCACAUUUGUUUUGAUACCCAGGAUGAAUGUGUGAUAGGGUGAACGAACCUGACUUCCAACUUAGUGCAGAAAUUGAUGUUUCAUUUUACUAAAUGGUGCUUGAAAUACAAAUUCUGUUUACAUAUAAAUUAUGUGGAAAUAUGUUAUAGAUACAGUAUGCAAGCUGUAUUCAAUGCAUUAACAGCACAGGCAUUCUAAGAAUAUCUUUUGCAAAUAAACCCGAAUUUCUAUAUCAAAAUAUCCUAAUGUAGUAUCAUUGCACAAUAGUGACAUAUAAAAUUAGUAUUAGAACUUAAUGGUAGUUAAAUGGAAGUAUGCAUUCAGCAUCAAGUAGUACUUACUUGAAAGGGCUCUUACCUCCCAGUAAAUAUUUGUUUACAGCAAUGGUUUUUCUUGAUAGGUUAGAAUAUUAUACAUAUAGAGUGAAUUCUGUUUUCCUGAAUUUCCACUGCUGGGAUGUGUAGUAUGAUGUGAAUUUUGACAUGACAGCACUACUUUUUAAAAAAUUAAGAUUUUGUUUUGUAUAUAAUCCUAUUCUGCACAUGUAAUCUCUAUAAUGUGCUGAAGUAAUACAGCCAAGUAAUGGCAUUGAGAAGUCACGUGUGCAAAUGCCAUUUUGAAAUGCUAUAUUUUUCAGGAGGUAGAUUUGAUUGAAAUUUAUAUGAAACUGAAAACAGAAGAGGAGUAUGUAAAGCAGUGAGUUAUCUCUUUGCUUGUUUGCAAAUUAUCCACGACUUUAACUUCCCUUCCUUUGUUGUGCCAUAAACUGACCCUGAAAUCUCUCUCCUUUUAAUAAAUAGGUGUAGGCUGGCAGAGCUUGUUAAUACUUACUUGAUACUAGAACUUGGACCUUUUAUCUUCUGUUACAAGAAUAUCAUAAAAAUACCAUUUCUUUAGCUACAUAGUAUAGUGGUCCUGUAUUUAAAAAUUAAAAAAAAAAAUUCCCUUGAAUUGCAUUAACUAACCUGUGACAAUUACAUCAUAGAAUCAUAAAGCUUGUAAAAGACUUCCAGGAUCAUCUAGUCCACCCACCUACCACCAAUAUUGCCCUCUAAACCAUGCCCCUCAGUAUUACAUCUACCCUUUCUCUUAACACCUUCAGGGACAGUGACUCCACAACUUCCCUGAGUAACCUGUUUGAAUAUCUCACCGCUCUUUCUGAGAAUAAAUUCUUUCUGCUAUCUAAUCUGACCGUCCCCUGGAGCACCUUUAGGUUUUUCCUCUCAUCCUGUCCCUGUUACCUGGGAGAAGAGGCCGAUCCACAACCUCCUUUCAGGUAGUUGCAGAGUGCUAUAAGGUGUCUCCUGAGCCUCCUCUAGGCUAAACAAUCCCACUUCCCUUAGCUAUUUCAUAAGAUUUGUGUUCCAGACUCCUCACUUGCUUCUCUGGAUGUAGUUUAGGGCCUCAACUGUCUGUCUUGUAGUGAGCGGCCCAAAACUGAACGCAGUACUUGAGAUGCAGCCUUGCUGGAGUUGAAUACUCAAUGGAGUCGGAUUGGAGUUGAAAAGAGGGAGGAUCACCUCCCUGCUUCUCCUGGCUGUAUUGUUUCUCAUGCAAGCUGGGAUGCCCUUGGCUUUCUUCACUACCUGAUCACACUGCUGGCUUAUGUUUAGCUGAGCGUCAACCAACACCUCCAGAUCCUUUUCCACUGUGCAGCUUUCCAGCCUACAGUGUUGCAUGGGGGUGUUGUGACCAAAGUGCAGGACCCAGCACUUAGGCUUGUUGAACAUCAUCCCAUUGGUCUCAGCCCAGCUAUCCAGCCUGUUCGGGUCCCUCUGUAGAGCCUUUCUAUUCUCAAGUAGUUAGUUCUUACCCCUAACUUGGUGCCGUCUACAAACAUACUGAUGGUGCGCUCAGUUCCCUCAUCCAAAUUAUCAGUAAAGAUAUUAAAUAGGAUGGGCCCCAGUACUGACCUCUGGUACAUGUUUUUUGUAAUCACUGAAGUGUGGAGGUUUGCAUUUGAACUUUCAUGUUGUUUUUUAAGUUACUCUACCCAAGUGUUUUAACCUGUGACGCUUAUAAAGUAACAGUGCCUGAAAAGCACAAAUGUGUGAGUCAGAUUACAGGGCUAAUCAUGUUUCUUUCUGUGUAGAAACAGCAUCACUGUACAAAUAUCAGUUUGGCAUUCAGAGGAGUGUUAAGUUAGAAGUAUGCUUAACUGCCAAGUCAAGCAAUUCAGAGGUAACAGUUAAAGCUAAGUGUGCUAAUUGCACCAACACAAAAGACUAAUUCUUGACAGAACAUAUUUUUUUGACCCAGUUCUAAAGUUCAAAAUAUGUGGACCUGCCAAAUUGUCAAUAAAAAGCUGAUCUUGU
This is a messenger RNA of Lagopus leucura (white-tailed ptarmigan), 5011 nucleotides long. It is a transcript of the gene ATXN3, whose product is annotated as ataxin 3. Gene Ontology annotation, molecular function: cysteine-type deubiquitinase activity. Lineage: Eukaryota; Metazoa; Chordata; Aves; Galliformes; Phasianidae. Gene Ontology annotation, cellular component: nucleus. The coding region runs from base 298 to 1461 and encodes 387 amino acids. Gene Ontology annotation, biological process: protein deubiquitination. The record is from RefSeq and is a predicted model, not a curated record. The transcript has 11 exons.